AUGAUUGAAAAGAUGAAAAAGAGUUUCCAUUCCGCUAAAACUAUGUCACGAGAGCUUUUGCUUUCCGAAAGAGCGUCUGAUGAUGAAGUCGAAGUGAACGCUGAUAAGCCUUUAAUAGCCGAGCUAAGAAGAGCAUGGAAGUCUACGGAUCGAAAGCGGCAAGAUAUACAAGGAAUACGAGCGUGGGCGAUAAUCAUGGUAGCUGCAUUCCAUUUCUUUCCCAUGUAUUGUCCAAACGGCUACGUAGGGGUAGACAUGUUUUUCGUCGUGUCCGGCUUUCUGAUGGCAAUGAUAAUCACCAGAGCAUCGCCAAUGAGUGCUUCGUCUCUUUUACUUUUUUAUUAUAAAAGAAUUAAACGAAUACUGCCGUUGUAUUAUAUGGUGUUGUUCGCAGUACUUUUACUUGUCGUAGUAAAGCUACCUGCAUUUCGCUCCAUAAAUUUUACAAGUUCUCGCAGAGCAUUAUUACUCAUCGCAAACAUUAAGUUCGAAAGUGAUCCAUUAAAGGAGUACGAGAAAAUGUUGAAAAAUGCUGAUGAUCUUUUUACGCACACUUGGUCUUUAUGCGUCGAGAUGCAAUGGUACUUGCUGGCUCCCCCUCUUUUCUUUCUACAGGAUUUGCUACUACCAAACACGAUAUUUUACUUGGGAAUCGUAUAUGCUUCUAUGCACUUCUAUUUCGCAGUUGACGACAACACCGCUUUCUAUAAUGUUCUCGCAAGGAUGUGGCAGUUCUGUGCUGGCAUGAUUGCUUUUGUGCACAGCGAUGAUAAGAGGCGUACAACACAAACGAAUCUGAUCGAGAGUGAGGAUAGCUUGCAGAAAAAAGGAGAAUUGGGCCAUAUUGACGUCAUUUCCUGGUUUGUAUUCGUCCUCGUCGUAAUGGUACCAUUUGUGUGGAUACCGCUACCAAAGCGAUUCCUUCGUAUAGAAACAACGAUCAUGACAGCAAUACUCAUUAGGCUAGGCAAGCACUGCCAGACAGCUGUACUCAUUAGACCGGAAGUAGUGUACGUCGGAGAGAUAUCAUAUGCUCUUUAUUUGAUACACUGGCCUGUUUUCGUUGUAAUGAAUUACUUAUAUCCUGAAAAUCCACUAAGUUCGACCGUGGGUGUGAUCACUUCCGUUUUCUUCGCUUUUUUGACGUACUACUUCUACGAAAAAAAUUAUCUGCGAUGGUCACCUACUUCUAUCUGCUUAUUGAUAGCCAUGCUCUUCCUUGGCUGCGGUUACCUAAGCUCGCUGCCCACAGAGCUUUUCAAACCGGUAGAGAUUGACUACAAUGGCCUUAAGAUAGAAGACGCCGCCUGGAACUUGACUUUGAUGCGUCAGCUGAAUGCUGCAGAAACUCCAGGUGGCCCGCAUAUGGGGCAUAAGGACUGCACUUAUAGCGCAAGAUUUGUGAAAAAAACAAGAGCUCCAUAUGGACUAUGUACAAUGAAGAAAGGAAACGGCAUGGUGGAUAUACUGGUUGCGGGAAACAGCUUCGCUUGUAAUCAAGGAGAUCUCAUUUACAACGCAUACAAAACGUAUGCAAGAAAUUUUCACAUAUUUUGUGUCGGUACAUGUGAAAUGAUUCACCCCAAAUGCCCAACUCCCUUCAACUUUACGGGAGUAGUCGAGGAAUUGAAGCCAGAUGUCGUAUUCUUGAUUGAAAGAGCAAUUCUUAUGAAAGCUCCGCUCAAUGCAAUGCAACCAAUUGACAGAGACGAGAAUUUUGAUCUCUUUAUGAAAUUGCUGAGAUAUCUAGAGAAAAAAACCAAAAAGAUAUAUAUCCUGCAAGCUCUACCGAGCUGUGUAGAAUAUUGCUCCGCUAAAGCUAUGCUGUAUUUGAAAAAUGGGAAAGCUUUGAGCACAAUCAAAGAAGGUCUUAUCGUAAGAGAUGAGUUCUUUGCUCGAUAUCGAAUAUGGGAACUAACCAAAAGGUGCAGAAAGUGUGAGAUAAUUGAUUACAUGCCAGUGCUUGCUGAUGAGAAAGGGCACUAUCUCGGCUACAAUUCUAGUACGAACCUCAUGUAUCUUGAUGAAGGAAAUCAUUUCAACAGAUUUGGCAAACAAAUUAUACAGACCAUCUUCGAGAAUCUGGCUAAGCAGUUUGUUAUACCUUAAAGUAAUAGAGCACAUCGUAUUUUGUAAUGCUCUGCUAUGAAAUUUUCUUCACAUUUCCUUAUAUUUAUGGAAAGAAUAUCUAUGCG
Molecule: messenger RNA, 2195 nt
Organism: Cylicocyclus nassatus
Lineage: Eukaryota; Metazoa; Nematoda; Chromadorea; Rhabditida; Strongylidae
Source: the annotation of a GenBank genome assembly